UACCCUAUGCCACGCCCGGCUUGACCUCCACCGAAUCUCAUCCCUCUCGUCUUCUCCAUCUGCCAUUUUCCUCUGAAGCGCCCCAAGACCAUCUCUCAAGCCUCGAAUUCCUCUCGACUUCACCAGGAUGACAGAAAGCAGGAUGACAGAGGUGCCUUUUAGACCCCGGGAGAAGCUAUUGGAGAAGCAGCAAUAUUUUCAGAACAUUCACAGACAUACUUAUCUGAAGGGACGUAUGGAUAAGAUUACCUCUGUGACAAUUCCCAUUGCACUGGCAGCUGCUUCGUUGUAUAUGAUUGGUCGCGGGAUCUAUAACAUGUCCCAUGGGAUUGGGAAAAAGGAAUGAUUCUGCAAUUUCUAUUUGGAAGUGGAGUAUGUGUUUGCCAUUUGACGGGACAAAUCCCUUAAACCUGGUUGUUUUGUUUUGAAGUACUGUGUCCUGGAAUAAUUUGCAUAGAUUCAUUCCUUUCUGCAGGGAUGGGACUGAGAAUAUUGUCCUGUAGUCUUCUUGUUGAUUUGUUCUAAAUGAUACUCCCUUUUCCAGCUAAUGAUAUAGCUUUUUUCAGUCUU
Messenger RNA from Eucalyptus grandis, 570 nucleotides. RefSeq lists its product as uncharacterized. The transcript is spliced from 3 exons. Bases 128 to 346 code for a protein of 72 amino acids. The record is from RefSeq and is a predicted model, not a curated record. Lineage: Eukaryota; Viridiplantae; Streptophyta; Magnoliopsida; Myrtales; Myrtaceae.